AUGUUCACCCCGCGCCCGUCCCAAGGAGCAGCAGCAGAAGAUCCUCUGACGCGUGCUCUCAACGGCCUUAUUCCUCCCAAUGAAUCCCCCGCAGAGCGCGAGCAGCGCCUAGCUCUGGAAGCAAAUGCUCGCAUGAUCUCCGACGCCAUCGACGAAAAACUCAAGAUAGAGAGACAAGAACGGCGCAAUAAGAAGAUUGUUAAAAUUCUCCUGCUCGGUCAGAGCGAGUCGGGCAAAUCCACCACGCUCAAGGUCCUCCAGCUCUACUAUGCUCCCCAGAGUCUGCGACAAGAGGCAUUUGCCUGGCGAACCGUCAUCCAUCUCAACCUCUUACGGUCCAUACAGCUCGUCAUGGACGCUCUCUCGCAGGCAAAUCGUGAAAACGCACCAAGCUUCACGGAUGACCUCCGGAGGCUGCUCAUCAAGCUAUCGCCCUUGAAGCAGGCAGAAGAAUUGUUGAGAAUGCGUAUCUCGCCCCCGCAAGAGGAAGGUGAUUCCCAGUUGGUCCUUCCGGAAGCCUCCGAGUUUUCUGUCCGCUCGGCCUCAGGCUGGAAGCAGGCAUUCAAUAAGAUGAGGGGCAACAGCAGUUCAAAGGACGAUAUUCGAUUUGACACUGGCCCCGCAAGUAUCCUAGAGGCUUGUUCAGAGGAUAUGACCGCUCUCUGGACAAGUCCGGCCGCCAGACAGAUUCUCAAGCAACGGCGCAUACGAUUAGAAGAAUCGUCGGGAUUCUUCUUAGACGACAUUGACCGUAUCGCCAAAAAAGACUAUGAACCGACCGACGAAGACAUUCUUCGUGCUCGACUUCGAACAGUCGGUGUACAGGAACACAAGAUCAGCUUGGAGCUCGGCCCGGAAAAAGGCCAGGAUUGGUAUAUUUACGACGUCGGCGGAUCCCGGUCCCAGCGCUCUGCAUGGGAAUCCUUCUUCGACGAUGUCAAUGCCAUCAUCUUUCUGGCACCACUGUCGUCUUUUGACCAGUCACUCGCCGAAGACAAGAGGGUAAAUCGGGUCGAGGACUCGUUGCUCUUGUGGAAGAGUAUCUGCUCCUCAAAAUUAUUGGCAAAGGUGGAACUCAUCCUAUUCCUCAACAAAUGCGAUAUUUUAGCCAAGAAGCUUGAAUCAGGCAUUCGGUUGGCCAAGUUUGUUCCAAGCUUCAAGGAUCACCCUAACAAUGUGGAAACUGUAACCAAAUACUUCAGAGCCAAAUUCAAAGCAAUUCAAAAAGAGUAUUCACCUUCACCUCGAAUGUUCUAUGGCCACCUGACAUCUGUAGUCGAUGCGAGAUCCACUGCCCUCAUUGUAGCCAACGGCAUGUGA
Messenger RNA from Serendipita indica DSM 11827, 1320 nucleotides. Lineage: Eukaryota; Fungi; Basidiomycota; Agaricomycetes; Sebacinales; Serendipitaceae. The record is from the annotation of a GenBank genome assembly.